CUCUUUCUUUCCCACUUCACUUUUCAUUCUUCAGCAACAACACACUUUCAACUGGAGCUUACACAGCGGCAUUAUACUUUCAAUGACGCAGACAAUAAACCUUUUUCGUCGUCCCACAGCAACUGAUCUACCUUGUCACUUUUUAAGUCGGGUCGCACGAUUGUUGACACCAACCUCACUCAGUUCAACAUGUUGCUAAGCAUGGAUGUUAUGAAGGUGCGGGAUUGGACCUAUCUUGAAGACCCCCCUAAAGACAUCGGCCCAGCUCGACAUCUUCUUGAGGUCUACAGCAAGAUUCCUUAUAACGAUUUAGAUGGCCACAUACGCCGUGUCCGAGAGAAGGCCUGGUGUAUCUCACAGUACCCUUGCGUUGGGCGAUGGAAAUUUCUAUACAUCCCGGAUCCCAAAGAUCCUCGCUACCAACAAGCUCUCUUCCGCCUUAACGUCGCCGGCUCUAGAGAUGUCCUUCUUGAUCUGGGAUGUGGGGUUGGACAAGUAAUUCGACAGUUUCGUGCAGAUGGAGUUGACGGCUCUCAACUCAUUGGUACCGACCUACAGUCCAAGUUCAUCGAUAUUGGCUACGAUUUGUUCCAGGACAGACACUCACUCGACGCAGCAUUUGUUGCUGGCGAUAUGCUUGAUCCUGCCGACAAGGAAAUGGCUUCUUUGCGCGGCAAGAUCACGAUGGUUCAUGCCGGCAGCUUUUUCCACCUCUUCAACUGGGUUCAACAACUUUACAUUGGCAAGCGCGUUGUCGAAUUCCUUAAGCCCGGCACCAAAAAUGCAUUGAUAUAUGGUCGCCAGGUCGGCACGAACCAUCCAGGGCCGUCUUCGACUAGCACGCGAUCAGCUUAUCUACACGACCAAGCGAGUUUCCAGCGUCUAUGGGAUGAAGUUGGAGCCCUCACCAAGACGCGAUGGCAGGUACAGGUCGAACCUACUGGAGAACCUGUCUCCAAAGUCCCUGGAUUUAGCAACCACGCAUUCCCCGUCAAUUUCACCGUCUACCAAGUUUCAUGAGAAAUUGCUCCAAUGCGAUUCGCAUCAUAACAACUUAACCGGAAUGAGCGGCGAUCGUAUUAUGACCCCGGUCCCGCCUCAUUUCUCCUCUUAUCCGGCGACUUCGACCCUAUUG
Messenger RNA from Fusarium oxysporum Fo47, 1135 nucleotides. Its product is annotated as class I SAM-dependent methyltransferase. The record is from RefSeq and is a predicted model, not a curated record. NCBI's taxonomy places the organism in Eukaryota, Fungi, Ascomycota, Sordariomycetes, Hypocreales, Nectriaceae. The transcript is spliced from 2 exons. Bases 190 to 1020 code for a protein of 276 amino acids.